AUGCAAAUCUUCGUCAAGACCCUAACGGGGAAGACUAUCACCCUUGAGGUGGAGUCCUCCGACACCAUCGACAAUGUCAAGGCCAAAAUUCAGGACAAAGAAGGUAUCCCGCCCGACCAACAACGCCUAAUCUUCGCUGGAAAGCAACUCGAAGACGGUCGCACCCUCAGCGACUACAACAUUCAGAAGGAGUCUACUCUUCAUUUGGUCCUCCGUCUCCGCGGUGGUAUCAUUGAGCCCUCGCUCAAGGUCCUUGCCUCCAAAUACAACUGCGAUAAGCAAAUCUGCCGCAAGUGCUACGCACGUCUCCCACCUCGUGCCACCAACUGUAGGAAGCGCUCCUGUGGCCACUCGUCACAGCUCCGCCCUUGA
Messenger RNA from Pleurotus ostreatus (oyster mushroom), 372 nucleotides. It is a transcript of the gene UBI1, whose product is annotated as Polyubiquitin. Gene Ontology annotation, cellular component: cytoplasm; ribosome; nucleus. Gene Ontology annotation, molecular function: ubiquitin protein ligase binding; protein tag activity; structural constituent of ribosome. Gene Ontology annotation, biological process: protein ubiquitination; translation; modification-dependent protein catabolic process. Lineage: Eukaryota; Fungi; Basidiomycota; Agaricomycetes; Agaricales; Pleurotaceae. The record is from RefSeq and is a predicted model, not a curated record. Bases 1 to 372 code for a protein of 123 amino acids. The transcript has 4 exons.